Acaromyces ingoldii is the source of this 1950-nucleotide messenger RNA. RefSeq names its product alcohol oxidase. The record is from RefSeq and is a predicted model, not a curated record. The coding region runs from base 1 to 1950 and encodes 649 amino acids. Lineage: Eukaryota; Fungi; Basidiomycota; Exobasidiomycetes; Exobasidiales; Cryptobasidiaceae. The transcript has a single exon. Gene Ontology annotation, molecular function: flavin adenine dinucleotide binding; oxidoreductase activity, acting on CH-OH group of donors.
AUGAGAACGGUAGUCACGGUCUUCUCCCUGUUAUUACCAACCUUACUCCUCCUCGUCGACUUUGCAUGCGCGCAGCCCGUCAACACGACCAGCAGCGACGAAUAUGAGUACAUUGUCGUCGGUAGUGGCCCUGGCGGCGGCACGUUGGCCAGUCGACUGGCGCGGGCAGGACACAAGACGCUCCUGAUCGAAGCGGGAGACGACCAGAGUGCCAAUCUGAAUGUCACCGUACCCGGCUACAUGGCAGCCGUGACAGAGGACAAGAAGCUGCGUUGGGACAUUUUCGUCAACCACUACAAAGACCAACAGCGCGCCCAACGUGAUCCAAAGUACGUGUGGGAGACAUCACCGUUCGAGUACCACGUCGGUCCCGGUGCUCCUGAUGGUGCUGAGCCACGCGGCAUCCUCUAUCCUCGCGCACAAACCAUUGGUGGAUGCGGCACACACAAUGCACUCAUCUGGAUUCUGCCCCACGAGAGCGACUGGAACAACAUUGCCGGCAUCACGGGCGACAGCUCCUGGAGUGCAGCCAACAUGAAGCAGUACGAGCAAAAGGUCUUUAGCUGGCUCCACACCCAGCCCACUGAUCCCACCAUCUUGAUCAACGACCUGUCGCUUGCGCAGCAGUACGUCGCUGGUGCUGCUGCUGCCGGCAUUGGACCGGACCCCAUCAAUGCGGUGACAGGACUGGUGAACCUGCUCUUGAACGACCCAAACAGCCAGAUCAAUCCUCAGCGCGACUCGACCGAAGGCUUCUUCCAAGUCCCGCUCACGAUGAAUGCAGGCACCCGUACAGGCGUCUACCAGCUCAUCAAAGAGACCGUCAAGCAGGGCUACCCGCUCACGGUGCAGACAAACACCUUUGUGACCAAGAUUGUCAUCGAUCAGUCCAACAGCACCGCACCGCCCAAGGCGACGGGCGUCGAAUUUCAAAAGGGAAAAUACUUGUACCGAGCCAGCCCGCUCAGCGUACAGAAGAACCCGUCCACCGCUGGAUCGGCCAAGGCGACGCGAGAGGUCAUCGUGUCAGGGGGCGCCUACAACACACCGCAGCUUCUGAAGCUGAGCGGCAUCGGCCCAAAGCAGGAACUGGAGCAAUUCAAGAUCCCCGUCAUCAAGGAUCUGCAGGGUGUCGGCAAAAACCUGCAGGACCGAUACGAGAUCCCGGUCAACGUACAGCACACCAAGGACUUCAACAUCCUCAAGGGAUGCACCUUCGACUCCAAGCCGCACGACCAAUGCCUGAAGCAAUGGCAGAACAACCCCUACAUCCUGGGUCAGCGUGGUGCGUAUGCUACCAACGGUCUGGCAGCGGCCAUCGUCAAACGUUCCAGCUACGCGUCCGACUCCAACACCGACCUCAUCAUCUUUGGUGGCCCAGUCAACUUUGACGGUUACUACCCAGGCUGGGCCGAGCAUGCCAUCGCCGACCACAAGCACUUUUCCUGGUACACGCUCAAGGCGCACACCCGCAACCACGCCGGUACAGUGGAGCUACGCUCAGCCGACCCGUUCGACCCACCGUCGGUCAACUUCAACUACUUUGACACGGGCACGACGGAAAACGGAGCCGACCAGCUAGAUUUGCAGGCCAUUGUGCAGGCCAUCAAUACCUCACGCAGCGCCCUGGCCGAGUACUCGCACUACGGUCUACUGGGCGGACCGCCAUUCACAGAAGAGGCACCAGGUCCAGCAGUGCAGACGGAGGCCGAGCUGCAAGACUACGUCAAGGACCGUGCUUGGGGUCACCAUGCUUCGUGCACAACGCCUAUUGGCUCCGAUAACGACCCAAAUGCUGUACUAGACGGACAGUUCCGCGUGCGCGGUGUUGAUGGACUGCGCGUCGUGGACGCCAGUGUCUUCCCUCAGAUUCCCGGCGUGUUCAUCCAAGCACCCAUCUACAUCAUCAGCGAAAAAGCAGCCGAUGUAAUUCUCAGCGCUGCCAAGUAA